Messenger RNA from Pestalotiopsis fici W106-1, 1569 nucleotides. RefSeq lists its product as uncharacterized. Gene Ontology annotation, molecular function: transmembrane transporter activity. Gene Ontology annotation, biological process: transmembrane transport. The transcript is spliced from 9 exons. The record is from RefSeq and is a predicted model, not a curated record. Bases 1 to 1569 code for a protein of 522 amino acids. NCBI's taxonomy places the organism in Eukaryota, Fungi, Ascomycota, Sordariomycetes, Amphisphaeriales, Sporocadaceae.
AUGGCAGACGAAAACACCUCAGAGAGUUCUGGCAAGAAUGAUCAGCCACUGGAAAAGUAUGCAGAUAGAGAGCGAUAUGCCGGACUAGGUGAUGAUGGAACUGGUCCCAUUGAUGCUUUGAGUAUCGAUAUUGGAGCAGUGGAAGAUCAAGUGUUCUCCAUGAGUGAGAUCGAUCCAGUGCUUGACGCAAAGAUGCGCCUCGUGAACAAGCUAUUCUUUCUAAACGGCUUCGGAUACGCCGCUGACUCUCUCAUUCUCGCGCUCCAGGCUGUGACUGCCAGUCAAGCUGCUCUUGAGUUCCAGCCGUCAUUUGCAUAUGGCCUUAAUGUUGCUGUGUAUACAGGCAUGCUACUCGGAGUAUUGUUCUGGGGACUAGGUGCGGAUGUAAUCGGUCGCCGGUUUGCAUUCAACGUCUCCCUUUUCUCCUCGUCUAUUUUUGCCAUCGUUGCUGGUGCGUCACCUAAUUGGAUCGUGCUUGCAACUUUUGUUGGUCUAGCUGCAUUCGGUGCCGGCGGAAAUCUUGUACUUGACACUACAGUAUUCCUCGAGUUCCUUCCUAGCAAUAAGCAAUGGCUGAUUACGAUGAUGGCAUGUUGGUGGGGCCUCGCGUAUGUGAUUGUUGCAGCAUUCUGCUGGCCCAUUUUCUCGAAUCCGAAAUAUACUUGCGAGAGUGUCGCUGCUUGCACCAAAGACAACAAUAUGGGGUGGCGGUAUAUCUGGUACGGCAAUGGAGCUCUGGUGUUCGUCUGCAGUGUUUUACGAGUCACGGUGAUUCGGCUCAGAGAGACUCCCAAGUAUCUGCUUAUCAAAGGUGACGAUGCUGCAGUUGUCGAGAUUUUCCAGGAAAUCGCUCAUAAGUAUCACCGGCCAUGCCGCCUGAGUCUAGACUCAUUGAGGUCUCUUGGUACUAUCGACUCCACCUAUGGCGCAUCUAGAUACAGUGUCGGCGAGUUCUGGGCGCACAUCCGUGGAUUGUUUGUGACUAAGAAGUUGGCAGUCUCGACACUCAUGAUUUGGUUAUCGUGGCUUCUAGUUGGAUUGGCAUAUCCACUCUUCUAUGUCUUCCUUCCCGAUUAUCUCGCCACGCGCGGCGCUCAAACCGGAGAGACAGGUGUGUAUUACCAGUGGCGAAACUACAUGCUCAGCAGCGUCGCUGGUAUUUUUGGUCCUAUAGCUGCUGCGUUCAUGUGCAAUUUCAAGCUACUUGGUCGCAAAUACACAAUGGCAAUUGGCGCUCUCAUCACCAUGGCCUUAUUCUUCGCCUAUACUAGCGUACAGACUCCAGCCCAAAAUGUUGGUCUGAGCUGUGCGAUUUCUUUUUCCUUGAAUAUCUAUUACGGCACCCUAUACGCCUAUACUCCAGAGUCUCUACCCUCAGCACAUCGUGCGACAGGCAAUGGAAUCGCCGUAGCGUGCAAUCGAGUCAUGGGGUUGGUGUCCUCAUUCGUAGCUGCGUACGGUGACACUGCGACAUCAGUGCCAAUCUUUGUGUGCGCCGCACUCUACAUCGUUAUGGCUAUUGUGGCUAUCCUAUUUCCUUUUGAGCCUUACGGCAAGCGAGCUAUGUAG